Molecule: messenger RNA, 1768 nt
Organism: Python bivittatus (Burmese python)
Lineage: Eukaryota; Metazoa; Chordata; Lepidosauria; Squamata; Pythonidae
Product: protein FAM169B
Source: RefSeq, a predicted model, not a curated record
CUAUCUCACCAAGCGUGCCGUAUAGGUCUCAGCCCAUCCUGUUUUUCAGGACGUGUUCUGAUUUGCAAUUUUCAACCACAACAUUGUUGAAAUGUGGCUGUUCUACGGCAGGUGCUUAACAGAUUUUUCGAAGAAAAUUGAUUGGUAGACAAUGUGUACCCAAAGCAUGACUUGCAGAUCCCAUUGUCUGCCGAGCGGGUCCUGUUCGCACGCAGGACAGGGCAGCUGGUUUGGGGUGUCAUGAAAAGGCAGCGAAUGUUUAGUUACUCAUUUACGAUUCCUGCACUUUGAUGGUGGGAGGGACGGAGAUGAACCGUUUCAGGUCAUUUCUGCUGCCGGGAGCAAAAUCACAUCUGUCCUGGGGUGCUGUCAACCUUGAGUUAUUGUGUUUUUCCAAUGGAUAUUAAAGAUGAAAACUUGGACAUUCUGGAAACAGGGCCUCACAAGAAUCAUGCAAAACGUAUAGAGGAAGCAUCAUUAGCUGCAGAGCAUUUCUCUGUUCCAGGCCAAGAGAAUAUGAAACUGGAGACGUCGUCAAUGAGUUUCCUUCCUCUGUACAGAGAUGACAGUAAAUGCACACUCCUGGUAUUAACUGAUCCCCAAGAUAAAAACAGAGUGUUAGCAAUUUAUUUGAACAACUCUUGGUGGCUUACUGAAGAUGUAGUAAAGACGUCUGACCCUUCCCGGGAAGGUCUGAUGCAGGUCCAAACAUUUCAAGAGAGAAUUGUUCUCUUUGUCCUCAACUGCAUCAUUUUUGGCAUGUUAGAGGGGAGCUUGACUCACAAUACAGUAUUUGUUCCUCAUCCUAAGAAGGAACAUUCCAAAAUAUUCUGGCGAAGUGGAGAAGCUGCUGCUUUUUAUACCAUCAAAAAAAAAGGAAAUUUGUGUGACGGACACACCAGCCAGUGUUACAUGCUCCCUGUGUUAGACACCAUGUUUGUCCGAAGGAAGUUUAGAAGAUGUGGACUUGGGAUACAAAUGCUUCAGGAUUUUUGCCAGUCUUUUCCAUCUGAGGAUGCCUUGGGACUCAGCUGCCCUCUUUCUGCUGAAAUGGAGAAAGUUUGUCAAAGGUUCUUGGAGAUUUACCCAAAGGAGCGAUCUCGGCUGUGGGAAGUGGAAGCACCAGGGGACUGGACCCAGCGGGUUAAUAUCUGGCUAAAAAUCCAGCUGGAACAAACCUUUCCAAAAAAUGCGGACGUAAGCUGUUGUAUGCCAAAGUCUCAAGAUGGUGAAGCAGAGCAAUUGGAGGAAGGACGGAUGAAUACAAGAGUUGGCUGCAUUCUGCCUCUUGGAGCACUGCCAGAUGAAGCCAGGGCCUGUUUUGAUGACAGCGGAGAGGCCCGGGAAUCAUCUCCUCGCAGUGAUGAACCCCUGGUUCAGUUGAAAGCUGAAGAACGAAAAGAUUUGAAGAAAAGAAUGAGCAGAGGGGAACCAGCUGAAGGGAGUGUUUCCAAGCACUUUAGAACAAUGUCCUAAUUUUUGCAAACGGCAGAAGCAAAACAGGACGUGAGAAGGAGUGGGGCACAAGAACGCUGAGGAUCGGAGAGUGAAUCAGAAAAUCCCUAAUGGAUAUUUCUUCAUCGAUGGAAGUAUUUAGGCUACGAUACUCUUCUUUGGUCUUGCUUUUGUGACAUAGGUUCCAUGAAAAUGACCUGUUCUACCAAGCUGUUGUAAAGGCUGAAUGAGCAGUGUUCGCAUUCAGAAAUAUUAUAUACAUGUGCAUUUUUCUUCUGAUGGUGAUUCAUGGAAUAAACUAUUUUUAAGAGUA